UAUUAAAUAUAGUUGCAGGUCUGCAAUCAUACCCUGUAUCAAGUUACAGAGAAAUAGACUAUUACAUAGAGGAAUGCAAUAAAAACAGAACAGUUGCAGCAACAAAAUGAAUGAGAAUAACAGUGAACGGGCAUCGCAGACAGGCGCGACAGGUAUACGUUUCAAAGAGAAGAAACAUAUCAACCAAUCGCUGAUGUCGUUAGGAGUUGUUAUUAAAAAUUUGUGUGCGUUGGCAACUGGGAGGUCAGAUCAAGGACCGACUCCCUACAGAGACUCUAAACUAACAAUGCUCUUGAAAGAUGCUGUUGGCGGUAACAGCAAAACAGUCAUGAUAGCUACAAUUAGUCUGGCUGAUCAAGACUACGAACAGACUUUAUCUACCCUCCGAUACGUCAACAGGGUGAAAUCCAUCAGAAAUAAAGUUAUUGCCAAUGUCUCCAAAACAGACGUGUUCAUUAAAGAGCUGUGGAAAAGAAAGAAGCCUUGCUAGCUAAGCUAAAUGAAAGGAGAAAAUCAAGCAUUGGACAUUCAGGGGAAGGCCAGUAUAAUGUGACUAAAAGGCGCCACACAAAAUGUUGUCAUACUAUUUAUGUUUGAGAGAUAAUAGCGAUAUAUACCAAAAUUAUUCCCCGGUCUAAGACAAAAAAAAAUGGUUAAUACAAUAUCUUACGAUCAGUGAUAUUUGUUUAGUAAAAACUGUCUAUAGAAAUUCUUUCGCUUACACAAGCAUACAAAAAAGAGAAAUACACUUAAAACGUGAGGUAAUCAUAUAAAAGCACUACAUGUAUACAGAACAGAAACCAAACCCAUGCUAGGACUUUCACAUAUACGCCAAAUUUUGACCCGAAUCUCUGGGC
Mercenaria mercenaria is the source of this 857-nucleotide messenger RNA. Its product is annotated as osmotic avoidance abnormal protein 3-like. Gene Ontology annotation, molecular function: microtubule motor activity; microtubule binding; ATP binding. Gene Ontology annotation, biological process: mitotic spindle organization; microtubule-based movement. The record is from RefSeq and is a predicted model, not a curated record. The coding region runs from base 107 to 490 and encodes 127 amino acids. The transcript is spliced from 5 exons. NCBI's taxonomy places the organism in Eukaryota, Metazoa, Mollusca, Bivalvia, Venerida, Veneridae.